Molecule: messenger RNA, 3291 nt
Organism: Drosophila novamexicana
Lineage: Eukaryota; Metazoa; Arthropoda; Insecta; Diptera; Drosophilidae
Product: RUN domain-containing protein 1
Exons: 5
Coding region: 799-3132 (777 amino acids)
Source: RefSeq, a predicted model, not a curated record
UUAGAAAAUAUUCACUUCACGUGUCUAAAUUACAGAACAGAGUAAGAAAAGAAAUUCAAUUUGCCUUUUAAAAGAUAUUAGAGCUGCUCCAACAGUGCUUCUGAAUGCUCGAAAAAGCAUUGUUCGACAAGUUUUCGGAGCGAAGCAACAUGUACGGGGCACCAUAUUCAAGUGAGCUCAGGGAGCUCAAACAAUAUAUGGUUCCUUUUUUGGUACAAAAAUGAUACAGUUUCAACAACGUUACUGAUGCUGAAAGUCCAGUACAAAGAAGCACUGUUGGAGCAGCACUGAUAUCUUGAGCAAGAAGAGUACACAUAACCAACUUUGGAUGAGCUAUGAAAAUUUGCAAGUUGUGAUUCUAGUAAUUGUCAAACUUUCCACAGGCCCAGCGGAUGGUAGAUGUGUUGUAAAAGCUUGGUAGCUGAAGGUAGCGAUAUUUGGCGAGCUUUUGGCAUAACAUGCACCUUGCAACCCCUAAAAGUGUUGAGCUUAAAGCUGAAAGCAACCCCAUUGAUAAAAGCUCUGCCAUGGAAAAUGUUGGCAACUGUCAGUGCGUCAAAGGCAGUCGCAGCGUGCGCAUCGUGACUGCAAUAUCCAACAGCCUGGUUCGUCGCCUUAUAUUGUGGUCAUAACUGAACACUCGAGAACCACCCACACCCGCCCACAUAUUAGCGUGAGGAUUGCACAGCUGUUGGACGAAUUGAAAAAGCGACCGAUUGAUUUUUCGCAUUUGAAUCUUAAGGCGAAAGUUGCAGUUGCGUGGUGAAAGUGUGACAAGUGAGCUGGCCAGGCAUACAUAUGGAAAUGAAUGACACGCUGGCCGAAGGUCAGCAGCCAGCGAGCAGCACCAGCAGCAGCAGCAGCAGCUGUGACAAUGUGCAACCAACAACAACAACAACAACAGCAUCAACAAUUGUCGCUGUCAAUGUGAACGAGGCAAAUGUUGAUAGUCAAGCAUAUCCAGAAACAGAUCCGGAGGCGGAUGCCGAGGAUGAGGCGCAGCCAUUGAGCGAACGCUGGUCACCAUUGGGCGCCAACUAUGAUGAUGCGAACAUCGCCAGCUCAGAGCUGAUGACGAGCGGCGGCGACUGUGCCGAGCUAGAUGAGCCACAGUUGCUUGGUUGCCUGACACUGGACAAGCCGCCGCCGCCGGCGCCGCCGACAGUGGUCACAGCUGGCGCGGAUAAUGCCAGCGAAUUGGCACGUUUGCGCAGCAUUGAGGAGGAGCAGGAGCUGCUGACCAGCUCUCUGUUGGCAUUAACCUCACAGUUUGCGCACGUUCAGCUGCGCGUGCGACAAAUUGUGGAGGCGCCCACAGAUGAGCGAGAUCAAUUGUUGCGUGACCUGGAGGAUUUCGCCUUUCAGGGCAUACCGGAGGUGGUGCAGCCCAAUAACGACAAUGGCACUGAUGAAAUGCAAGCGACGACGGCACCACCCGAUGGCCAGCUGAUCGAGCAGCUGAAGUCGCAGCUAACGGAACUGGAGCAAUUGGCGUAUGAUUCAGGCGCGCCGGGCGUAUUGCCGCAGCAUGUGCUGCUUGAGAAGCAAAAGUUCAUACUGGACGAGCUGCGCACUAAGCUCAAUUUGCAGGUGGAACAGCAUCAGCUGCCCGCACUUAGCACCGAACAGCUGCGCCAUCAGGUGGACAAUGCCAUUGGCGAGUUUGUGGGCCCGCUCAAAAUGAAGGAACAGCUGGUGGCACAGCUCAAAACGCAAAUCACCGAUCUGGAGCGUUUUAUUGCCUUCCUGCAGUGCGACACCGCCGGCGGUGGCGAUGGCGGCAGCGGCACCACUAGCGCCAGCGACAAGCUAAAGCUACUUAGUGGUGCCUACAAUAGCUAUGCGGCCAAGCAGACAGCCCGUCAGACACCCGCCCAGCUGCCCGUGAUGGCAACCACAUCGGCAGCAACAGCAGCGACAGCCAACGGUAGCAGCCACAUGACUGCAGCAGCAGGAACAUCCUCCGCGGAGCAUGAACCACGACGCGAAAGCCUGCACAGCAAGGCGCACGGACUGCUUGACAAGGCAUCUCUGCUAAUGCAAAUGUUUGCCACAACCCAUUUCGCCAAGCGACAAGCGGACUUUCAGCAAAACUCGCUGAAGAAAACGCACAAGGGCAACCACUGGGGGGAUCUGCGCGCACAGCUGGAGGUGGACAUCCAGGAGGUAGCCGCAUUGGCUGCCACACUAAGCUGCGAUCGCCAAAAGUUGGCGAAUAUCAAGCGCGCGCUGCGCCAGCAACAGCAGCUGGCGGCGACCAAUGCCAACAAUGCAAGCGGCUCGUUUAAUGCACAAAAUGGGGCAUUAACCACUUUGCCGCCACGUUGCAGGCGUGCAGUUGCCAACGCUGCUGCCGCCGCCGGCCACGAGCUGACGCCGUAUGCCGCAAGCGCAGCAGCUGCCGCCUCAUCUGACUCGGAUGAAGAUAUUUACGAUCGGUAUGACUGGGACAAGGACAAGUCUAUGGGCCGACGCAUUGUGCAUAUGCGCGGCGAUUCCAUAGCCACUAUCGGACGCGAACUGACCAGUGUGGUGCGCAAGAACUUUGCGCGCACACUGCAGCAGCUCAUUCAGCACGGACUACGCAUACCAGCCGAAUCGGCGGCCACCAGCCUGAUGGUGCCCUUCAUGCGCUGCCUGCAGCCGGGCGCACAGCGUGUGGCGGCGGGUGCGGCGCCAGAGAUGCAAUUUCUUGGCAUUGGUCGUGCCAUGCACGCCUGGGAGCUGAUACUCGAGUACUAUAAUCUGAAGCAUGGCGAGGAGUACAACAAUACGCCGGCCCGGAAGCUAUCCCAAAGUUUUCAAUUGGAUAUUGUGGAUGCACAGGUGGUUACGGCCAAGCAGAGCCUGCUGAGCGCCAUUGGCAUGAUCCUGGCCAUGCAUCGGCCCUACAAACGCAGCUACAACGCCCAUUUUAAGGCAUUAAUCUGUGCCGGACUUAACGCACAUCUUCUGGUAGAGUGGCUUAAUCUGAUACUCAGCUGCAACGAGCUUAUUGAUACAUACUAUACGUCCAAUAGCUAUGUGGCAUGCACGGGAUUUCGCGACUCGCUGCGCUCUAUUGACGCACUGUCCAAGUUUGAUUUCGAUUUGCCCGUAGAUCUGGCCAUACGGCAUUUUCGCAAUAUCUAAACUGAAUGGAUUUAUCGAUCGGAUCGUUCGAUUAUGACAUCUCGUAAUUUUUGUUCUCUUUUAAAAAACUAGUCCAAGUCAUGAAUCUUAAUGUAUAAAUAUGUGUAUAUAACUUUAGAUAUGUCCAAUUAACUAAUGCCCACUAAAUACAAUUACUAA